AUGCCAGGGAUGGUCAGUAAAAACCCAGACCUCGAGUUUGACUCUUUGCAGCCCUGCUUCUAUCCAGAUGAAGAUGAUUUCUAUUUGUGCGGUCCGGACUCUGCUCCCCCAGGGGAGGACAUCUGGAAAAAGUUUGAACUGCUGCCUACCCCUCCUCUGUCUCCCAGCCGGGCAGGACUUCAGGAGAACCCCCCGGGAGGGGCCCCACUGCUAUGGGGAGGGGUGGCUCUAGGGGGAUUCCAAACCCGUGAUCCUCUGGACUGGGCAUCUGAACUGCUGCUGCUGCCCUCUGAGGCCGACCUUUGGGGAAGCACGGAUGGAGGAGACUUAUUGGAGACAGGCUUUGGGGAGAACAACAACCUCAACUCCAUCAUCAUCCAGGAUUGUAUGUGGAGUGGCUUUUCUGCCCGUGAGAAGCUGGAGAGGGCAGUGAGUGAGAAACUGCAGGGCAAAGUGGGAGCAGCAGUGGCACCAGGAACAGCUGGUGCAUCCACCACCACUGCCAGCCCUGGGGGCACCAACAGCCAAGCAGAGCUCAACAACUCUGUGUCAGAGUGUGUGGAUCCUGCAGUGGUGUUCCCCUUCCCCAUCAACAAGAGGGAGCCAGUGGCAGCAGCCCAAGCCCCAGCAACAGGGGGAAUGGCUGGCAUCCGGGUGAACAUUAGUGGGAGCAGUGGGAUCGCACAGGGGGCAGCAACUGCCACCCAGCGCAGCAGCUGCCAUACAAGUGCUACCAGAGCAAACAGCAGCUCAGGAGAUGAUACUCUCAGUGACUCGGAUGAUGACGAGGAAGAGGAUGAAGAGGAAGAAAUUGAUGUAGUGACAGUGGAGAAGAGGCGCUCUUCCUCCAACAAGGCUGUUACUACUCUUACUAUUACUGUGCGUCCUAAAAAUGCCACCUUGGCAUCGGUGAGAAUGCAGCAGAAUGAACUGAUUCUAAAGCGUUGUGCCCCGAUUCACCAGCAGCAUAAUUACGCUGCCCCUUCUCCAUACAUGGAAAGCGAAGAUGCCCCGCCGCAGAAGAAGCUAAAAAAUGAGGUGCCCCGUCCAAUAAAACCCAUGAUCCAACCAAAGUCUAAGAGUUCAAGUCCUCGAAACUCAGAUUCAGAAGAUAGUGAACGUCGACGCAACCACAAUAUUCUGGAACGUCAGCGGCGUAACGACCUGCGAUCUAGUUUCCUCACGUUAAGGGACCAUGUACCUGAACUGGUUAAAAAUGAGAAAGCUGCAAAAGUGGUCAUCUUGAAAAAAGCCACUGAUUAUGUCCAUUCCCUUCAGGCAGAGGAACACAAGUUAUUGCUAGAAAAGGAAAAAUUGCAAGCCAGACGACAGCAGUUGCUAAAGAAAAUAGAACACACACGGACUUGCUAA
Molecule: messenger RNA, 1371 nt
Organism: Emys orbicularis (European pond turtle)
Lineage: Eukaryota; Metazoa; Chordata; Testudines; Emydidae
Gene: MYCN
Product: MYCN proto-oncogene, bHLH transcription factor
Exons: 2
Coding region: 1-1371 (456 amino acids)
Biological process (GO): regulation of transcription by RNA polymerase II
Molecular function (GO): DNA-binding transcription factor activity, RNA polymerase II-specific; RNA polymerase II cis-regulatory region sequence-specific DNA binding; protein dimerization activity
Source: RefSeq, a predicted model, not a curated record